This is a messenger RNA of Monascus purpureus, 453 nucleotides long. NCBI's taxonomy places the organism in Eukaryota, Fungi, Ascomycota, Eurotiomycetes, Eurotiales, Aspergillaceae. The record is from the annotation of a GenBank genome assembly.
AUGUCGGACACAGAGCAGGAAUGGCAAGCUAGCCGUCGGCCUCAGUCGAUGAUGGCACAGGCAUUUUCCUCUGAGCUAGAUAGUCUUUUUAACAUGGAUUCCGAAGUGGAUCAUCUCUGCCAAACCGUUGAUCAGAAAAAGUACAUGGUGAUGAUGCAAAGCCGCGAAUUAGAGGCCCUGCAGGCGAGGAUCCGUGAAGCUGAAGAGCGUCUGCGGGCGCAACAGGCUGCUACCGAGCACAGGAAAGAUUCCAAGCGGGACUACAGAACUUCUGGUGAGGACAACGACUUCAAUCAUGACAAACCGGUACAGGCUUCGUGGCAGUCUAACAGCAAGACAAACGUGCAAGGUUCCUCCGUCUCAUCCACAUCUGAAGCCAUGUCCAAUGGACCUCCCCGGAAUGCCCACGGAGACGAUAAAGCACGGAAGAAAUUCCACCGCACGCAUGCCUGA